Messenger RNA from Letharia columbiana, 555 nucleotides. RefSeq lists its product as uncharacterized. The record is from RefSeq and is a predicted model, not a curated record. NCBI's taxonomy places the organism in Eukaryota, Fungi, Ascomycota, Lecanoromycetes, Lecanorales, Parmeliaceae. The coding region runs from base 1 to 555 and encodes 184 amino acids. The transcript has 2 exons.
AUGCCCUCCCUUCAUAGCUAUCCCAGCAUUGCAGCAUUGCUGUCGUCCAUGCUGUUCCAGGUCAUCCAAUGCGCACCAGCGACAUCCCCCCUUCCCUCCCAACCAAUCUAUUCCCUUCCACCACUCCGCCCCUCCUUACCCCUUAACGCCAGCGACAACGGCAACUGCGCCAGCACCACAAAAUAUCCCAGCUGGAAUUCCAAUGACUGGGUCAUCGAAGACUGCUACAUCGCCGUGCAACAGCUUUAUUUCAGAGAAGUGCUUGAGCACCCGGAUGUAGCUUAUGAGUUCGUUGCGCUGGGGGUGUCGCCGACGAGGUCUUCGUUGGAUUCCCAGAGAACGCCGAGAAAGUAUAUCUUCAGAACUUGUGUUCUAACGAUCAUGAUGCUGGAUUGGUUCCAACCCGGGCAACUGCCGGCAGGCACAAAAUAUAAUAGAGCCCAGACGGACGUGAGCACCUAUCGCGAUAUCUGGAGUGCGGCGAGGAGUAUUGAGACGGCAUGCAUUGUCUCCAAAUCAGCGGGUUGGCUUAUGACCGGUAAUUCUUUCUCAUGA